CUCCUUGAACUCUUUGAGCCAGUCCAUGUGCCUUCGCUAUUUGAGCAUUAUAGCGUCCGCUAUGGCAUUUCCGCCGUACAGCACUGGCCCAUUUACACCCUGGAAUUCAUCCCUGCCAGGUCAAAAAGAUAUAUUCCCGGACGUUGAGGAUACCUUGCCACAUGGGGCCGUCGAGGCCUAGUACGACAUCGUGUCUGUCAAUUCUGGCCUUGAGCUCGUCUAGUCCAGACCGGAUUCUUUCAUUUUUAGCGUCGAGCUGGGCUAGUACAGACUUCCGACUCUCGCUUUUAGCCUCGAGCUUGUCUAGUCUGGCGCAUAUUCAUUUUUUCUCAGAACUGGGCUCGUCCACCCGGGAAUUUAUCAAUUUGGACAUGUCCAGGAUACUUCCGCCUCCGGUAUUCGUUAUAACUCGGCGUUCUUCGACCAGGCAUUUGCAGGCCAAUCACAAUGCACAGGUGUGUGCACAGCAUGUCAGAUCCCUACACCAGUUGGCGUGAGAACAGGAUUUGGCAGUCUUGUAAGAAGCUGGCAGAGCUUUCUGACUGCAGAUUUGGUUCUUGGCUGCAAAAUGAGCUCAUUGACGGACAGCAAAGCGAGAGAAGACCCUUACUCGCUUCUUCGGCUUCCUCGUACUUCUCCUGCGUAACCGAUUUUCUGAU
Aspergillus glaucus CBS 516.65 is the source of this 659-nucleotide messenger RNA. RefSeq lists its product as uncharacterized. Bases 162 to 497 code for a protein of 111 amino acids. The record is from RefSeq and is a predicted model, not a curated record. The transcript is spliced from 2 exons. NCBI's taxonomy places the organism in Eukaryota, Fungi, Ascomycota, Eurotiomycetes, Eurotiales, Aspergillaceae.